CGGAGCCGAGAGACCGUUUUAUUCCAGCCCGAGAGAAGCGUUCGCAGGAGCCCGCGGGUCCCAGCAGCAGUGCGUGUGUCUUUGCCCGCGUCCCGCAGCAUGCAGCUCUCUGGUGCGCUGGCCGCGCUGUGCGGCGUGUUUCUCUGCGCCCCCGGCCUCUUCGCUGCGUCCGGUGACAUCUGUGACUCCAGCCUGUGCCUGAACGGUGGGACGUGUUUGUUGGGCCGAGACAAUGACAUCUACUGCCUCUGCCCCGAGGGCUUCACAGGCCUUGUGUGCAACGAAACUGAGAAAGGACCCUGCUCCCCAAACCCUUGCCACCAUGAUGGCAAAUGCCAAGUGAAUAAGGACGCGCAGCGAGGAGACACCUUCACUCCGUACAUCUGCCAUUGUUCUCUGGGCUACUCGGGUAUCCACUGUGAGAUCAUGAAUGAGACCAUCUACUACAACGUGGAAGACUACCUGUCCACCACAGCCAUCCCCACCCCGGUCCCCAACCCUGGUUUUUCCCGUUGCACCUUGAAGUUGGGCAUGGAAGGGGGUGCGAUUGCUGACUCGCAGAUUUCCGCCUCGUCUGUGUAUGUGGGUUUCAUGGGCUUGCAGCGCUGGGGUCCAGAGCUGGCGCGUCUGUACCGCACGGGGAUUGUCAAUGCGUGGACAGCCAGCAACUAUGACAGCAAGCCCUGGAUCCAGGUGAACCUUCUGCGGAAGAUGCACGUGUCGGGUGUGAUGACGCAGGGUGCCAGCCGCGCAGGGAGGGCGGAAUACCUAAAGACCUUCAAGGUGGCCUAUAGCCUUGACGGACGCAAGUUCGAGUUUAUCCAGGAUGCCAGUGGAUCCGGAGACAAGGAGUUUUUGGGGAACACGGACAACAGCGGCCUGAAGGUUAACAUGUUCAGUCCCGCUGUGGAGGCACAGUAUAUAAGGCUGUACCCUGUUUCUUGCUACCGAGGCUGCACCCUCCGCUUCGAGCUCCUGGGCUGUGAGUUGCACGGAUGUUCUGAGCCCCUGGGCCUGAAGAAUAACACGAUUCCCGACAGCCAGAUAACAGCCUCCAGCAGCUACAAGACUUGGAACCUGCGUGCCUUUGGCUGGUACCCCCACUUGGGGCGGCUGGACAUGCAGGGCAAGAUCAAUGCCUGGACUGCCCAGAGCAACAGUGACAAGGAGUGGCUGCAGGUUGACCUGGGCACUCAGAGGCAAGUGACAGGAAUCAUCACCCAGGGAGCCCGUGAUUUUGGUCACAUCCAGUAUGUGGCAUCCUACAAAGUGGCCCACAGUAAUGACGGCGUGCAGUGGACCAUAUAUGAGGAACAUGGGACCAGCAAGGUCUUCCAUGGCAACUCGGACAACAACUCACACAAGAAGAACAUUUUUGAGACACCCUUCAUGGCCCGCUAUGUGCGUGUCCUUCCCGUGUCCUGGCAUAACCGUAUCACUCUGCGCCUGGAGCUGCUAGGCUGUUAGUGAUUCGUCCUUCCAGCUCAAAUGACCAGAAGGAACAGAGGCCGAGUCCUCCCGCCCCUGCAUCCCGGGGCCCUGCCUUCUUCCUGAUUGUCCUGGAGCUGGAGGCAGCAAGGGAGAUGGGGUGCCAGACAUGCCUUCACCUUUUCUCCCCUCACCCCUGCAGCCCCCACAGGCCUCCCGCUAGCCCCUUUCCUCAGGCAUUCUCGGGGAGUUGGAUGGGUCUGAGAUGCACAGGGAAGAAGAGUGAAGUCCAGAUAUGUGGACUAUAUCUCCACCAACUACCCCAAGUCCCAGCCUCCCUGCCAGGGGUUGACUCAAGACUCGAUCGAGACUAAAGGGAUCUCUGGUUCCCCGCCCUUCUCUGCACACAACACAUUCCCCAUCAUGUUCCAUUCCAGGCCUCCAGGCAGAGGAGGCCCAUGCCUGCUUGCAGCCCCUUGGGUCACCCGAUACUGUUACCUCCCGAGACCCUUCCUGACCCUUACUUUGGAGCCUCAGAUGGUGGGCCUGGAGAGACACUCGGACUGGUUGGCUAGCUGGUUGUGCGGCCCCCUGCUGGCUUGCUACACAACUUAAUAGGCUGAUUCCAAAAAAAUACAUUUGUGUUCUCCACUGGAA
Molecule: messenger RNA, 2085 nt
Organism: Myodes glareolus (Bank vole)
Lineage: Eukaryota; Metazoa; Chordata; Mammalia; Rodentia; Cricetidae
Gene: Mfge8
Product: milk fat globule EGF and factor V/VIII domain containing
Cellular component (GO): plasma membrane
Molecular function (GO): signaling receptor activity
Source: RefSeq, a predicted model, not a curated record